AAUGUCAAUCCAUUCACAGUCAGUUCACGGACUCAGUGCAUGUGAAAAGGAUGAGAGGAGGGCAGAGUGGAGGCAAACAGAGCAAGAAGAGAGUUCACUGCAUCAUUUAAAGACCCAGUUUGGUUCGUGGUAUGUUUUAAAAAGAAGAAUCACAUCUUUGCGGUACCUUGUUCUCCAGGACACACUGGUUCAGGAGGGUGAAUGAGACCGGACCUCUCCUCUACAUCCUGAGAACGCUUCACAUCAGGGUUUCCUGCAUCCUUCUUCAAGUUGCAGGUAUCAGGUGUCCAGUAUCUGCAAUUACUGCACUGUGAAUGAGGAGAAGAAGUGAUGUCUCACAACAACAGCUGCUGCAGAUUUUGCUGCAGGGGCUUGUACAGCUGCAACUGGGGGGAUUCAAGUAAAAGUAAGAGAAAAUGUGGGUGCUGCUGGUUCUCAGUGGUCACGUUGAUGUCCCUGCUCUCCCUGUGUUGGAUGUACAUUUGUCUGGUCACUUUUAACGACCGUGAGGACGUCAACUGGCAGGGGUUCACACAGCUCAAACGGUGGGUGAACUGGUUCAUGGUGCUGAUCAUCAUUUCUGCUGUGUUCACCAGCUACUGUGUUCUGCUGCUGCUCUUUGCGCUGUUCCAAGUUGCCUUAGGAGAACAACUCGACUUACACUGGCUGCACAAGAUCUUCUUAUUUUUCGGUGUCAUAUUCCUCACUUUCGGGGUCACAGGAAUCAGUGUGAAGUGGGCUCAAGAAUGGCCAGCUGUUCUUCUUUCACUGCAGGCCACUGGUCCUUUCUUACAGUUUGGUGCCGUUGGAGCGUUGACUCUGCUGAGCUCAUUCGUCUUCCAGGGCUUCCACAGGGCCAAAAUAGGUCACAAGUUCCUGAUUGCGGUGGUAUUUCUCGUGGUGUCAGCAGCCAUCUUCCUGUGUCCCCUGUUCAUCCGGUCUCCUUGUCUAAUAGAUCCGAAAGAUCUGCCUGAAAAGCCAAAACUCAUUGGCCACAGAGGCGCUCCAAUGCUGGCUCCAGAGAACACCAUGAUGUCCUUCCACAGGAGCAUCGCGUGCAACGUGACAGCCUUUGAAACAGACGUGCAGCUCAGUAAAGACAGAAUUCCCUUCUUGAUGCAUGACAAUAAGUCUGAGUUCUUGCUGCGAACAACGAAUGUUAAAGAGAAGUUUCCCAAAAAGAAAUUCAACCACAGCACUGACCUGACCUUGGAGGAACUGCAGAGUCUGAAUGCAGGUGAAUGGUUCCUAAAGACAGAUCCCUUCCGCUCAGUGUCCCAGCUCUCGGAAGAGGAGAAGGAAACAGCCAGAAAUCAGACUAUUCCCUCCUUACUUCAGCUCCUUAACCUCGCUAAGCAGCACAACAUCUCAGUGAUAUUUGAUCUAAAAAGUUCCAACCUGGAGAAUGACACAGUGGACACAGUGGACACCAUCUUAAAGUCUGGCAUUGACCCGAGCCUGGUUCUCUGGCUUCCUCCUCGAGAAAGAGAAUAUGUAAACAUGGCAGCACCGGGCUUCACCCAGGUCUACGACAACAAAAAGGAUAUGCUUAAUAAAUCGGGAAGUCACCUAAAUGUGAAGUACAGCAGUCUGAGUACGAAAAAAAUCAGUGAACUUCGGAGGAAUAAUGUCACAGUGAACCUGUGGGUGGUUAAUGAGCGCUGGCUGUUCUCUCUGCUGUGGUGUGUAGGAGCCAGCUCUGUCACUACCAACUCCUGCCACCUCCUGAAAGAUGUGCACCAGCCUGACUGGGUCCUGCCUCAUCACAGAUACACAAUAAUAUGGAUUUCAGUGGAUAUUGCAUCUAUUCUGAUAAUGAUUGGAAUCUGCAUCUUUCAUUGGAAAACACACCGCUGCUGUCGCAGAGAAGGUACUAGAUGCAAAGAAACAACCCUUCAUCCUGGAAUGAGAAAGAACUGCAUCCUUUCUUACCCACUGGGCAGUUCGACGGACAUCAGAGGCUGUGACCCUGAAACUGUCAUUCAUCCGUUUCUGUCCGGUGCAGAUUUGAUUUGGACCUGAAUCAGGAAGAAAGCAAGUUAAUGUGAACUUUUAAAGCCAUCAACAUUAAAAUGUUCUGAACAUAAUAAGAUGUGAAUCAAAUAUCACUACGACAUUACUGGACGUCAGUUUCUUUUGUUUUUUUGUUAACCGGGUUCAUCUCUCACAGGGUUUUUCUGUAUGAUUGUUCUUCUGUUCCUACUGAAAUACACUGCUUUUGACAGUCUGAUUGUAUACCGUACACUGUAUAUAUGCAAUUCCUUUCUUUUCAUUUCAGUGUUUUUCCAUUUGAAAGCAAUGAAUCAUCGUGUCAUUAAUGCAGAAAAGAUUAGUCUGUAAUCUGAGCCAUAAACACUAAAACUAUUUUUUACACUA
Acanthochromis polyacanthus (spiny chromis) is the source of this 2376-nucleotide messenger RNA. It is a transcript of the gene gdpd2, whose product is annotated as glycerophosphodiester phosphodiesterase domain containing 2. Bases 331 to 2022 code for a protein of 563 amino acids. Gene Ontology annotation, molecular function: glycerophosphodiester phosphodiesterase activity. The transcript is spliced from 17 exons. Gene Ontology annotation, biological process: lipid metabolic process. NCBI's taxonomy places the organism in Eukaryota, Metazoa, Chordata, Actinopteri, Pomacentridae. Gene Ontology annotation, cellular component: membrane. The record is from RefSeq and is a predicted model, not a curated record.